Messenger RNA from Ornithorhynchus anatinus (platypus), 993 nucleotides. It is a transcript of the gene ITPRIPL1, whose product is annotated as ITPRIP like 1. The record is from RefSeq and is a predicted model, not a curated record. Lineage: Eukaryota; Metazoa; Chordata; Mammalia; Monotremata; Ornithorhynchidae.
AUGCCCCCGUCCCCCCCCGUCUCCUUUCGACCCGCCGGUCCCCUCGGCCCCCGUCCCGGUCGCCCCGGGUCGCCCGGCGGGCCGGAGGCGGAGGAGCCGGGCCGCGCCGCCCGGUCCGGGCCGUCGCGGGGAAACGCCGGGGUGGGGGAUCGGCGGCCCGCCCCGCCCCGGCUCCCCGCCGGCCCUCCCCGCCUCGCACGUCGGGCCCCCGGCCCGCCCGGUCGGGGGGGAGGGCCGCGGGGGCCCCCCGGGGUCGGCGCCGCCCCGACCGCCGCCCCCGCCCCCCCUCUGCCGCCGCCGCAGAUGCAGGCGACCUCCGUGGCUCUGUCGGGCCUCCUGUUCCUGGCCGUGAUGUCCGUCGUCCAACGUCCCCUGAUGGUCAGCGACCGGACGGACCCGGCCACCCUGGCCCGGAGCCGCCGGCUGGAGAAGCUCUCUCUAAGGUCACCCGGGGGCGGCGGGAGGGUCUCCGGCUGGAUCCUCAGCAACCUGGCGAACCUGGGCGUCCUGGGCCUCUUCCUCCUCUUCGAAGUCCUGCGGCAGAACCUGCGGCACGGAGCCUCCUCCGACCCCGGCAGCGAGGAGGAGGAGGAGGAGGGGCCGGGGGCCCCGGACGACGGCUUCCUGGAGCGCUGCCUCGAGGCCUCCCCCCGGGUAGGGCCCGCCACCUGCGAGUUCGCGGAGAGCUUCGUGGACGACCUGCUGGAGAGCUGCCGGGCCCUGAGCCGCCGGCGGGAGCUCCUGCGGCUGGAGGACUGCCUGGGGCUGGGGCCGGCCUUCGAGCGGCGGGGCCCGCCGCGGGACCCCCCGGAGCUGCGGGUCCUGGUGCCCGUGCCGCCCCCGCGGGGCGAGGCCUUCCUCCCGGAGCCGCCGCCCCCGCCGCCGGCCCGGCCGCGCUCCGGCCGGAUCGCCGUGGGCCCCGAGUGCCCGUGCGAGCGCCGGAAGGCGCCGGGGGGACGUGCUGUGCCUGGUGCGGCGGCGGGUGGGCACUAA